GAAAAAAAGUACUUACUAAAAAUGGAAAUUGUAAAAAAGCCUCGUACGAAUUUGUCUGUGAAUGGGUGUCUAAAACCUGGAAGGAGAUUAGUCCUAAUAUUUUAGUUAGGUCUUUCGAAGCAGCUGGACUUAUGCUUAAUCCAGAUGGUAGUGAAAAUGAUAAAAUGUCUCAACGUCUUCAAGCAAUUGUUCAAGCUGUCGCUGAAAACUGGACGAAUGAAUUGAAUAUGAAUGAGUUAUUGGAUGUGCUUCCAGAAGAUGAAAAUGAAAGCAUGAUGGAUAUAGAAAAUCAAACUGACAAUGAAGAAAAUAUCACUGAUGAAACCGAUAAUGAAAAUGCAAUGGAUUAUGAAUAU
This is a messenger RNA of Dentiscutata erythropus, 356 nucleotides long. Lineage: Eukaryota; Fungi; Glomeromycota; Glomeromycetes; Diversisporales; Gigasporaceae. The record is from the annotation of a GenBank genome assembly.